CGUCUCCUCGCUCCCGGAGCAACCCCCAAAAAGUAUUUCUUUCCCUAUCCGUAUUCACAAAGUCCCAAGCAAGAGCACGCACACCCCGCUUCAAACCAGAUUGCUCUCAGCUCAGUAUCUUUUUCGCUUCAUAAGUGAUGGAGGUAGAAGAAGGAUUUGAAGAAGUGGAGAUGAGCGAAGCUGUUAGGAAAAAGCUCCUAACUAAUCUGCGACCAAUCAAUCGGGAGGAUACUCGUGUUCCACGGUGAAAGAAGCAAGAUUUUAGUAGACGUGUUAACAUCAUACUUAAAGCGUUUGAUGUCCGUAAGCGAUUAGGGGUCAACAAUAAAGGGCGCUAUAUUGCUAAGGUGGUGAGGAAAAGGCAGCGACAGCUAAGACAUCAAUCAACUCCCUCAAAUUAUUCAGAGAAUAAUAAUGCUAAUGGUACUGAAUUUCGAGCAAGGAAGCAGCGACAUAGGAGACAAAAGUUAAUUCUGUCAAAUGAUAUGUUUGAGGACAAUAGAGAAAAUGUGGGAAGUGAUGAAGCUAGAACAGAAAACCACAAGGGUGGUACUGGAGAUGAUCAUCAUGAUGAUGAUGCUCAACAUGGGGCUAAGAGAGAACGUGCUUCAAGAGGACCAAUAGACAACGGCUGGAUUUGGACAAUAUAGAAAAUGUGGACAAUAUAGAAAAUGUGGGAAGUGAUGCACUUCACACCAUUGGUUCUAGAGAGAAUUCUAGUACUCACAACCGAACAAUGAAUGAAAACCAUGGCAGCCGUGCAAUGAAUGAUGAGCCUCAUGAAUCUCAAGACAACUCUAGUACUGGACGUACUGACGCUAGAACAGAAAACCACAACGAUGCUACUGGAGAUGAUCAUCAUGAUGCUGCUGCUCAACAUGGGGCUAAGAGAGCACGUGCUUCACAGAGGACCAAUAGACAACGGCUGGAUUUGGACAAUAUAGAAAAUGUGGACAAUAUAGAAAAUGUGGACAAUAUAGAAAAUGUGGGAAGUGAUGCACUUCACACCAUUGGUUCUAGAGAGAAUUCUAGUACUCACAACCGAACAAUGAAUGAAAACCAUGGCAACUGUGCAAUGAAUGAUGAGCCUCAUGAAUCUCAAGACAACUCUAGAAACCACAAUGAUGCUACUGGAGAUGAUCAUCAUGAUGAUGCUGCUCAACAUGGGGCUAAGAGAGCACGUGCUUCACAGAGGACCAAUAGACAACGGCUGGAUUUGGGCGUAGGCAAGAGGGCUAAUGUGAAAAAUGUUGUACGCGAUUGUGUUCAAAAUAAGGGUUAUCGUGACACGAGACGUUCAAAGGAGAAUCCUGUUCCAGUUGAUGAAGGUAAUCGGGAGCAUGAUGAUUUGAUAGAUUUUGUUUAUGAUAGAUCUUAGCCUGAGACACGGGGUGAUUUCAGAGAGGGUGCUUUAAGGAUAAAAAUUGAGGAGUUAAGCACUCAGAUUCUGGGUAAAAAAAAAGAGCUGCUGAAAUGUUUUAUACAAAUGGUUGAGGCCAAGGACCUGAUUAAUUCAGCUUUUAUAUUGGUGGCAAUGGUUGGUUUGAUGAGAGAGUGGCCUGUUGGUGAGGCAUGGUCAAUGGAGACAGCUUUGGAAAAAGUCCGUAAAUAUGCCCCAGAAGUAUUUGGAUUCGAGUUUUCCUUAGAUAAUAUCGAUCAUCAAUUGGCUGAAGCAGGUUUUGGAUUGGUGGGUGAAACACUCUUUGCUCUGUAUUCUAGAUAUGAGCUUAGCAUUGAAAAGAGUGAAGUAACAUUUCGCGAAUCAGCUAUAACGGAAUAUCUUGUGAUGAAGGGUGUAAGGGAAGAGUUGCAGAGACUGGAACUUGACUUGCAAAAGGUGAGAAGAGCAGCUAAUGAAGAGUGAUGUACAGCAUGAUAACAACAAAAGCAAAGGUUCUGUUGUCUACUUUCUGCAUUGUUCAAACAUCUGGGAGUCUCUUUGGUUUGACUUCAUUUUGUUGUGACUGUAAGGUUCACAGUCGAUUUGGUGGGUUUUAUAGCAUUUGGUCAGGACAUGUUAUGGUGUAGUGUAUAUACUGCUCAAUGGCUGUGCAGUUUAUUAGAGAACAAUUUCAACUAAAAAAGAUGGAUUCUUGGUGAUCAUACGUGCUUAUUAGCAACUGUGAAGAUGAUAAAGGGUUGAUGAUAACUGUACCUUUCAAAAUUUUUAAUUGGUCGAGUAAGACCUGUUUUUAGGCAAAGGUACUCAAGUGUAGUUUUACUCUAGUAUGAGACAAUAAUACUCAUUAAUAUUC
Molecule: messenger RNA, 2255 nt
Organism: Cuscuta campestris
Lineage: Eukaryota; Viridiplantae; Streptophyta; Magnoliopsida; Solanales; Convolvulaceae
Source: the annotation of a GenBank genome assembly